GAAAAUCAGAAAACAAAUUGUUUCACAACGAACUAGUCCGGAACCAACCAGAAGGAAAAAGCAUGUCGUUCCCUAUCAUUGACGUGUCGGAUAUCGACAAUCCUGAAUCCCAACUGCGCAUUGCACAGGAGGUCACCGAUGCCUGCAAGAAAUGGGGCUUUCUCCUGAUCAAGGGACAUUCCAUUCCAGCCUCGAGCAUCGAGAACAUGUUCUCCUUAGCCAGAGACUUCUUUUGCCUGCCUGAAAGCCAAAAAGAUGGCUACCCUAUCACCAACAAGUCAAUUGGGUAUGUCGGCAGCUUUCAGGAUCGAGCAAAGGACGACAAAAUGUCCAUGUGGUUCGGUGGCACACCGGGGACCCUCGAUGAGAACCUUAGUAUGCUACCCCCGUUCUGGCACCAGCACAUACAGGCGGUCGAGGAUUUCAAGCAUCAGUGCCACGGCUUGAUUAUCCGGUUGCUCGAAUGCUUUGCACUCUCUCUAGGAUUACCAGAUCGCAAAUUCUUUGCCAACGCGCACCGCGAGAAUGUCGGAGAUGGCAAUAGCCUCAGGAUGCUCAUGUACCCAGCCCGAUCAGAACCAACUCCGGCCAAAGACGUCGGAUCUCGAAUGGCCCCACAUACCGACUCUGGCUCGGUAACACUCCUAUUCCAACGCGCUGCUGGCCUGGAAGUUCUGUCGCCGGCUGGCGAUGAGUGGGUUAAGGCACCACACAUCGAAAAUUGCAUUCUUGUCAACAUCGGCGAUGCACUAUCGUUCUGGUCUGGGGCUCAGCUCAAGGCCACACUUCAUCGGGUGACGUUUGACGGCCUUCCACACGAUCAAGAGCGCCAAACCAUGGCCUACUUCGGGAGCGCUAACCCAGAGACCGUGCUCCAACCUAUCGUGCCCGGAAGGCAGGUGGAAAAAUAUUAUUCAAAUGGACUGGAGCUUGAGCCUGGUGUCACAGUGGGAGAGCUCAGACACAAGAUCAUGAGUAACAUCUACGGUGCAGCCUUCACAGCUGCCGCAUAG
Cladophialophora immunda is the source of this 1013-nucleotide messenger RNA. RefSeq lists its product as uncharacterized. NCBI's taxonomy places the organism in Eukaryota, Fungi, Ascomycota, Eurotiomycetes, Chaetothyriales, Herpotrichiellaceae. Gene Ontology annotation, molecular function: dioxygenase activity. Bases 63 to 1013 code for a protein of 316 amino acids. The transcript has a single exon. The record is from RefSeq and is a predicted model, not a curated record.